Lepisosteus oculatus (spotted gar) is the source of this 694-nucleotide messenger RNA. The record is from RefSeq and is a predicted model, not a curated record. NCBI's taxonomy places the organism in Eukaryota, Metazoa, Chordata, Actinopteri, Semionotiformes, Lepisosteidae.
UCUGGUUGUAUACGUGCUGCUGCACGAAGGAAAGAGAGAGGCGGACCUGGCCAGUCUCGAACCCGAGCUGCAGUCCGCGUGGAGCUCCGGUGUGUCCGCUGACCGGGGCUUGCUGUGUGUUCGUGUGUUGCAGGAGGUGCCCAUGCUGCCCCAGCCCAGCUAUGCCCAGUCCGGCUCUGUGUACUACAUCUGCCUGCUGAGGGACGACCUGCUGCUGCACCAGGGUGACUGCGUGUACCUGAUGCGGGACAGCCGGCGCACGCCGGACGGCCAGCCGGUCCGCCAGUCCUACCGCCUCCUGUCUCACAUCAACCGGGACAAGCUGGACAUCUUCCGCAUCGAGAAGCUGUGGAAGAACGAGAAGGGCGAGCGCUUUGCCUUCGGGCACCACUACUUCCGGCCCCAUGAGACGCACCACUCGCCCUCUCGGCGCUUCUACCACAACGAGCUGUUCCGCGUGCCGCUGUACGAGAUCAUCCCCCUGGAGGCCGUGGUGGGCACCUGCUGCGUGCUGGACCUCUACACCUACUGCAAAGGUAAUACCGCACUGGGCACAGGUGAUACCGCACUGGGCACAGCUGAUACCGCACUGGGCACAGGUGAUACCGCACUGGGCACAGGUGAUACGGGCAGAGUCCCCGCCUGUCUGAACAAGAAUUUGUAUCCCUGACCGUCUGACUGCCUGUCUGUCUGU